This is a messenger RNA of Penaeus chinensis, 1550 nucleotides long. Its product is annotated as retinol dehydrogenase 13-like. The record is from RefSeq and is a predicted model, not a curated record. Lineage: Eukaryota; Metazoa; Arthropoda; Malacostraca; Decapoda; Penaeidae.
UAGAGACCCCCGGCCGUUAACUCCGCGUCGCGCAGCCGAGAGAAGCGGGUCACAAUCCCAAGUUUAUUCAGAGUUUUCUUUUAGCGAUUAAUUCACAAUGGGAUGGAAGCCGCCCAGAUAUUUUCUCGGGUUAACGGCCUUCGGGUCUUUUGCUGGAGGAAUCGUCUUAUUCAAAGAAGUACUUGGCGGAGGGAAUUAUCAAGGAGCUGAGAGAUUAGAUGGAAAAACUGUCAUCAUUACGGGUGCCAACACAGGAAUCGGCAAAGAAACGGCAACUGAGAUGGCGAGGAGAGGUGCCAGGGUCAUAAUGGCGUGUAGAGACAUGGAGAAGUGUAAAGAGGCAAGGAAAGAAGUGGCAUUAGCAACCUUCAACAAAUCUUUAUACUGUCAGGAGUGUGACCUUGCUUCUCAGGAGUCCAUCAGAAAUUUUGCAGAGAGAAUUAAAAAAAAGGAGGACCAAGUGAACAUAUUGAUAAACAAUGCUGGAGUUAUGAGGUGUAAGAAGUCAUUCACGGAGGAGGGGAUAGAACUUCAGUUAGGGACGAAUCACAUGGGCCAUUUCCUCCUCACGAACCUGCUUCUGGACAAGCUCAAGGCCUCUGUACCAAGUCGCAUUAUAAAUGUGUCUAGUGUAGCACAUAUGAGAGGUAGCAUCAAAUUUGACGAUUUGAAUAGUGAAAAGAACUAUGAUGAAGGGGACGCUUAUGCGCAAAGCAAACUUGCCAAUGUUCUCUUCACUCGGGAAUUAGCGGAGAGAUUAGAAGGAACUGGGGUAACGUGCAAUGCGGUCCACCCAGGGAUUGUCCUAACGGAGCUUGGAAGACACAUGAGUAUAUAUAAAAGCUGGAUCGCAGCCAUGUUCUUAAAGCCACUGCUUUGGGUUUUCUUGAAGACUCCUCGCCAGGGAGCUCAAACCACCAUCUAUGCAGCUCUUAGCUCUGACCUGGAAGGAGUCAGCGGGAAGUAUUUUAGCAACCAGAAGGAGGCAACCGUCUCAGAGGCAGCAUUGGACAAGGAAGCAGCCAAACGAUUAUGGGCCAUCAGUGAACGCUGGACACGGCUUACUUAAUGCUUGUUAAGCCAUAUCUUAUCAGUGGUCUUUGUAAACUGUUGUAUAUUGUAACUAGAAUGUGGGAGAAUUUGAAAGAAAAGUUUUUCAUUAAUUUUCCUUGUGUUUUAGAUAUAUUUAGAUAGUGAAAUAAAAACACAGAUAUACAUAAGUUAAUAUAUCUUUGGAUGUAAGGCAAUGUAUACAGAGUUCAAGAAUGCUUAACUUCAGGUAUAAGAAUUUAGAAAUGUAAUGCUUAAAUGCAAAUAGUCCUCUGAUGUUCCUGACCAAAUGUAAUUUCUUUAUUACCUUGGCUAUAUAUGUAAUUUGACUAUGAUCUCACAUUACACUCAUAUUAUCCUAGCUAACAAUUUUCAGUCCAUUUAAUUUUGUUAAUUUUCUUGUAAAUUUCAUUAUAUAUUUUUACAAUAUUUUGUACGACCUGCAAAGAUAUAGGUUCUGAUUUUAGUAUUACAAGGUGACAAUGAAAGAUUAUAUCCUC